Cotesia congregata is the source of this 231-nucleotide messenger RNA. Lineage: Eukaryota; Metazoa; Arthropoda; Insecta; Hymenoptera; Braconidae. The record is from the annotation of a GenBank genome assembly.
AUGACCAAUGUUUUGACUCCAUUCAAAGAUAAUGGUCAUUUAACGCCACAGCAAGUAAGAUAUAAUGUACGGCACGCAUCUUUGCGUAGUAGUAUAGAACGAGCGUUCGGAAUAUUAAAAGCUAAAUUCCGCCGGUUGAACUAUUUAGAUGUUCAGUCUCUCCAGACUGCAAACCUUAUAGUAGCAGCAGCAUGUACCCUUCAUAAUUUUACAUUAGCCCGUGAAGAAAGA